Cuscuta campestris is the source of this 1721-nucleotide messenger RNA. NCBI's taxonomy places the organism in Eukaryota, Viridiplantae, Streptophyta, Magnoliopsida, Solanales, Convolvulaceae. The record is from the annotation of a GenBank genome assembly.
AGACCCGUCGUUUCGCCUGCCAGUGGAUCAUCAUUGCGCCGCCUCACGCGGCGCAACCUGAAAAAGCCACGUCGCCUGAUUCAGCUUCCCCCCUCCUAUAUAAAGGCCUCCAACCCUCUUCACUUCUCACUUUUCGCACUUCACAUUCCAGAGCUUUCACCGGUCAAGUUCCUCUCUCUCGCUAUCCAGCCCUCCGAGUCAAGUAAGUUUCCCCUUCCUUCUCUAAUUAGUUUCCCGGUCAUGUCUUCUUUAGAUAGCCAUAGGAUUUCUUCCUCAGAGGACUGCUCCUCUGAGGACUCCAACUCCUCCUCCUCGACCGGGUAUUCUUCUCCUGGCUCCAUGCCCGGUCAGACUCCUAACCCUUCUGUCCCCGACCCGCAACCUGUUAAUCAAAUGCCCGGUGAGGUUUUUAUGGGGAGGGAUGAGCCGGUUGAUGACGAACCGGGUCCCUAUGACCCUGAAAACGAAACCCGGGACGCGUGGGAGGAGCGGCUUCAUGCCGCCGGUUACUUUCCGCUCCCCACCUUCUACGUCCUUGACAUUCCUUCCCAUGUAUCCAAAAUCGCUUUGAAUAAAAUUCGUAGGAGGCUCCCGGAUGGGUAUACCCUUUUGUAUGAACAUGAGUGGCCCAACAUUGUUGAACCCCACCGGGAGGAUAGGAUAGGGUUCCACACCAUAUCAUUGGACGCGGGCAUCGUUUUUCCCCUUCGCCCCUUCCUUACUGAAUCCUACUGGGUGGGACUGGUUGCGAAGGUUUUGUAUUCUUCAAAGCCCGUAUCGGUAGGAAGUUCAUUUCCGAAGUCCCCCCAGAGUAACCGGGGAUGGAAGGAAAAAUUUGUUUUCAUCGAGUUUCCCCCCUUCGUCACUCUUUUGGCCGGUCUGAAAUGGAAUGACGACCUUCUCGAUCAAGAGCAUGCUGCACCGGCUUCCUCCCUUGACUUGGAAGCGAAUCUUGAGAUCCUCAUGCGUGGCGAUCCAUACACCAGGAGGAUCUUCCAUUAUGGGAGCUGGGUUUGGCGGGUUGAAUCGGGUGGUGAGGGUACCUCCCAAGCCCAUGAAGCAGUGGGGCGCGGGGUACCCUCCCCGGGCAACACUGUAGAGGCUGAGGGCCAAAACCACCCAGAUAUGGAGUUCGAGGAGUUCGCCAUCCCUGAUGACCAACCAGCGGGAGAGGCCCGGGGUUCCCAAGCCGGGACUGCCAAAACUUUCACGGUCCAACAAGAGACCGUGGAAGUCCAUGAUCUGGAUGAGCCAGAAGAUGACCGGUCGAAAGGGAAGGGCAAGGAGAAGAUCGACUGGCGGAUAAAGAAGGUGGCCACCACACACCCUUCUUUCGCUAAGAAGAGGCAAAGGGCUGACUCUGACACGGGCUCACAAACCAUCGAGGAGGCCUUCGUCAACCUUGGGCUGAGGCUGAGGGAGGUUAAAGAAAUUGGACCCAUUACAGCUGACCGGCUGGGGUUAGGCUCUCCUUCGGAACUUGCCCGGCUGAAGAAGGAGAAAGAGGAGAUGGCUCUCAUCUUGAAGAGCCAAACUGACGAGCUGACCAGGCUUUCUGGGCUGGCCGGGUCUAUGAAGGCCGAAAUCUCCUAGCUGAAGGAGGAGAACGGCCGGCUGAUCGACGAGGUCUCCGAGGUGAAGCAAGAGAUGGCGAAGAAGGACGAGGAUUUCCCCAGGCUUGCAGCUGCUUGGGUGGAAUAGAAUAAAGCUGAAGCUGCCCG